AUGCAGGGCCGUUUCUGCGCUGAAGCUCCCGCUUCUGCGGUCCCUGCUGGCUUCUCCUUUUUACGUUUCUGCGAUGACAAUGCCGCUUCUGCGGCUACGCACCUACGGGACCCCAACCGCAGGUGCGGCUAUGACAGGAGACCAAUAGCUGAAGCUGCUAAACAACUCCCAAUUCUUUCGUCAACCUUCCAGAAAGACGAAGCUGAAAAUGUUACCAAUUUAUCUGGAAAACAAGAUUUUGGUGAACUCAAUUUUCCGGAAAAUGGCGAGGAUAACCUCGAAUGGGUAGCUCAUUUUGUUGAAGAUUCAUUCACGUACACUGCCGGAAAAUUACCGAACCAGGCGGAGAUGAAAACUCCGGUCCAAGACAACAAGUCAUGCUUUACCACUCCGGUUCAAACCGGGUCAAGAAUCAAACAUACAACCGCCGCCCGAGUUUGGUCACUUUCAUUAACCGAGUCAACUUCUACUUCCUCUUCCUCUUCCUCCACUACGACGACGACGUUGUUCUCGUCAUCACCUUGUUUCAUUCAUACAGCAAAGUCGAUAGUACGGAAGCCGGCGGCGGCGAAUAAGCGGAGGAAGAAGACGGCGGGAGCUGCGGUCCAGUGGCGGGCCGGUCCAAUGGGUGCGAAAACUCUUUGCAAUGCAUGUGGGGUCCGGUUUAAAUCUGGUCGGCUCUUGCCGGAGUACCGGCCGGCUUGCAGCCCGACGUUUUCGACCCAGCAACAUUCCAACAAUCACCGGAAAGUUUUAGAGAUGCGGCAGAAGAUGGAAGUAGAAGGCGGCGGUUUGGCUCUAUCCGGUUCAGAAUUUUUGAAGAAUUAA
This is a messenger RNA of Nicotiana attenuata, 828 nucleotides long. RefSeq names its product GATA transcription factor 5-like. Gene Ontology annotation, biological process: regulation of DNA-templated transcription. Gene Ontology annotation, molecular function: zinc ion binding; sequence-specific DNA binding. The record is from RefSeq and is a predicted model, not a curated record. Bases 1 to 828 code for a protein of 275 amino acids. NCBI's taxonomy places the organism in Eukaryota, Viridiplantae, Streptophyta, Magnoliopsida, Solanales, Solanaceae. The transcript is spliced from 3 exons.